Messenger RNA from Oncorhynchus nerka (sockeye salmon), 4017 nucleotides. RefSeq names its product phosphatidylinositol 3-kinase regulatory subunit gamma-like. The transcript is spliced from 16 exons. Gene Ontology annotation, cellular component: phosphatidylinositol 3-kinase complex. NCBI's taxonomy places the organism in Eukaryota, Metazoa, Chordata, Actinopteri, Salmoniformes, Salmonidae. Gene Ontology annotation, biological process: insulin receptor signaling pathway; phosphatidylinositol phosphate biosynthetic process. Gene Ontology annotation, molecular function: protein binding; 1-phosphatidylinositol-3-kinase regulator activity. The record is from RefSeq and is a predicted model, not a curated record. Bases 712 to 2889 code for a protein of 725 amino acids.
CACGCAUUCUCCUGUUUCAUGCGCGGUGCUGUGCUGGAAAUGGCUGUGUAGGGAGCUGAGAGUUAUGUGCGGCAAAAGAAAGAAAGGGAGAAAGAAAGAAAGCGGAUUGGGAGUGAACCGGGCAAGUGGAAGACUUUAAAGCAUUGAGGGAGAGAAACGGUGAAGGAUAAGGAAAUUAGCUGUCUACAUUUCGAAGUGUUGAACAGUUAAAGUGCCGCAACAGCGAGAUUUGGAAGAAAUAUCUGCGGGUUGUCACUGUCCAGAAUGUGAGGAGCCUGAGAAAAUCAACGACUGUUGGACUGUCCUACUUUGCCUCAACCCCCACAGACGAGAGGUUGACUGAAGAGACCAACACUGGGCCUCAGUUAGGUUUCGAGCUGUCUAGCUUGUUUUUGCUGCUUGAAGGAGCAUGUUGCCAACGCUGUCCCUCUGCUCCAUCAUUUGGUUAAACCGGGGUAUCAAGCUGAGGAAAGUGCUCCUCUGCGCCAACACCGGCCAGCUCUAAGACAGGAGCACCCUACCUACCUUGCUGUAUAGACUCGGCCAUUUCAGCAAUGCUUCUAAGCUUCAGUUGAUAGUUCUUUGGCCCUAAACGACCACUACUCCAAGCAAAAUCAUCAUCAUCAUCAUCAUCAUUUCCUGGUUGCCGUAGCAUUGUGCCGAUUUUCGCAUCCUCUCUGCGUCUUCGGCAGCUUUUAUCGGUUUCUUAAAAUGGCGGUCGAUGGUUUCCAGUAUCGUGCCCUCUACAUCUACACCAAGGACUUGGAGGAGGACAUUGACCUGCAGCCCGGGGAUAUUCUGACUGUCAGCAAGGCCUCCCUGGGCUUCAAGGAGUGCCAUGAAGAGCGUCCUGAGCUCCUGGGCUGGCUGCUGGGCUUCAACGAACGCACUAAGCAGAGGGGGGACUUCCCGGGGACAUAUGUCCAGUUUGUGGGCCCUGUGAGGAUGGCACCGCCGCCCAGUCAGCCUCGCUCCCAAAGACCCCUCCCAGCAGUCCCGGGGCCUGAGCCACAACAAGAUGUUUCUCUUCUGGAUUUGACCGAGCAGUUCACACUGCCAGAAACUGCUCCCCACACCCUGGUGAACCUAGUAGAGGCCAUUGAGAAGAAAGGUCUGGACUGCAAGACACUGUACAGGACACCUGUGGUAUCCUCCAACUCGGAGAGCCCAACACAGAGCUGGAGUGGUGAGGUGGAGUCGGGUAGUGACGUGGGCGCCUUGUCGGAGUGUGUGGUCCGCUACCUGAGGGAGCUGCCGUCCCCCGUCAUCCCCCCUGGUGUUUACCCAGACCUGCAGGCUGCGCUGCAGCACGGCGCCACGGACUUGGCAGCAAGCAGCAGUGGAGGCAGGGAGCUGAGCCUGGUCCUGGAGAGGGCCACUAGUGUGCCCCUGCACCAUCGCCUCACUCUGCAGUACCUACUCACACACCUGGGCAAGGUGGGCCAGGGCUCCCAGCUCAACGGCCUGGACCCUCACACCCUGGGCCUGGUCUUUGGGCCGCUGCUGAUCCGGCCCAGCUAUGCUACUGGGUGGGAGGUGGGGGAGGAGUUCCCUGCACUAGCGCUGGAGAGGCUGCUGAUGGAGAGGGCCAUGGGACAGGAUGUCCCGCCCCCUGCUCUACCAGUCAAGCCAAUGAAGGCCAAAACCACGACUCCAGCCAUGACUGAGACUCACAUACUGAGUGAUUCCGAGUGGUACUGGGGGGAAAUCUCCAGGGAGGAGGUGAACGAGAAGAUGAGAGACACCCCUGACGGGACGUUCAUGGUCCGCGAUGCCUCCAGCAAACUGGAAAGAGAGUACACACUGACCCUCAGGAAAGGAGGCAACAACAAGCUGAUAAAGAUCUGCCACCGGGGCGGUUGCUAUGGCUUCUCCGAGCCGCUCACCUUCACCACGGUGGUGGAGCUCAUCAACCACUACCGCCACGAUUCCCUGGCCCAGUACAACGCUAAGCUAGACACCCGACUCCUCUACCCCGUCUCCAAAUACCAACAGGAGCAGUUGGUGAAAGAGGACAGCAUUGAGGCGGUGGGCGAGCAGCUGAAGGUGUACCACGAGCAGUACCAGGAGAAGAGCCGGGAGUACGACGUGCUCUACGAGGAGUACACACGCACCUCACAGGAGCUCCAGAUGAAGCGCACGGCUAUCGAGGCCUUUGGCGAAACCAUCAAGAUCUUCGAGGAGCAGUGUGAGACUCAGGAGCGCUACAGCAAAGAGUCCAUCGAGAAGUUCCUACGCGAAGGCAACGACAAGGAGAUCCAGAAGAUCCAGAGCAACUCGGAGCGUCUGAAGUCUAGGGUGACGGAGAUCCACGACAGCAAGAGAAAGCUGGAGCAGGAUCUGAAGCAGCAGGCCACUGAUAACCGAGAGAUUGACAAGAGGAUGAACAGCCUGAAGCCGGACCUCAUUCAGCUAAGGAAGAUCAGGGACCAGUACCUGGUAUGGUUGACACAGAAGGGGACGAGGCAGAAGAGUAUAAAUGAGUGGCUGGGCAUAAAGAACGAGGCAGAAGACUCAUACUCGCUGGUGGAGGAGGAUGAGGGCUCGCCCCACCACGACGAGUGCACAUGGUACGUGGGCGACAUCAAGCGCACCCAGGCAGAGGAGCUGCUUAGGGACAAGUGUGACGGCACCUUCCUCAUCCGAGAGAGCCAGACGCAGAAGGGCUCCUACGCUUGCUCCGUGGUUGUGGACGGCGACGCCAAACACUGCGUCAUCUACAAGACGGAUAAAGGCUACGGCUUCGCCGAACCUUACAACCUCUACGGCUCCCUGAAGGACCUGGUGCUCCACUACAAGCAAGAGUCCCUGGUCCAACACAACGACCAGCUGAAUGUAACCCUGGCCUACCCAGUCCUCACCCAGACCCUGCCGCAGCACCCUAGAUGAAGGGCAGUGUGACACAACGACCAGCACUUCCAAAGCAUGGGGGGGGGGAGCACACUCAUUACGUACCACAGUACCAGCCGCAGUAAACAUGAGACGAAAACCCUGUUUGUAGACUGAAAACAACAUAAGCACACCGUUAUGAUGGAAGCUUUCAGACCAUAGUUAGAAGAGCAAGAAGGAGCGAGAGUAGAGGGGAGAGAGUCGGGGAACUGGAGGUUAAAGAUACUGGAUGGAGCUCAGAUUUUUUUUUUUUUUUUGCCUUGGCACCCACUUACCCUUCUAGGCAAAGGCCUGAGCUGUCAUCCCCAGUAAGGACUUGGCUAACCUGGCUGCUCACCACACUGCACUUCACAACAACGAGAUCUAAGAGACAGAGGGGGGCAAUCCAGCUUUCAGAUACAUGGUCCUGGAAAGGUGGGGUGAAGUGGCUGGACAAACCAGUUACUUUCUAUUAAAAGCUUGCUUAAGUACCAUAGAAAGAGCCUUGAUUGACCACAAGCCUGUGUUGGGAAAGAGGGGAACUAUGUAGGGUGGGAUGCUGGGGUAGGGAGAGGGGGGCAUGACAGAAAGCUUUAGAAAAAUAUAUUUUUAAAAGUUCAAUUUACUUGUCUCCUCCAGUUUGUUGUAAGAUCAACAUUCUUUAUAAAAAUAGACAUGGUAUAUUUGUUGUAUUGUGAAUAGAUAGAUAUUCACAAUAGAUCAAAUAUAUAUAUAUAUAUAUAUAUAUAUCCCUUUCCGUUUCCAUUUAAUCAUGGGUAGUGGAGAAAUCCCUGCAAGCUCGUUUCUUAUUUCAAAUGUUCUCUUCAAGUGCUUUCUUUUAUACUGUAGCCUAUAGCCAUGAUGGACUAAGGUAUUACUGUUAGAAAUGAGAACAUCUCAAGAAUACUAUGCUAAUACACUCGCAGAUCAUCGACCUAUCAGAUCUUAACUCUCAGUAGUGAAUGGCUUAGUCUCUAGGAAGCCUAUGCAGUGUUCUUUUCACAAGCGCUUGCUUUUAUGUCGCAGCGUCACUACUACUCACGGUACUUCCUCUUUUGAGCUUGACUGUUGUUUUUAUUUGACACGAGCUUGAUUCACAGAGCUGUAGAACGUUGUUGUACAAAAUGAAAAAAAAAAAUUGGUCGUUUA